CGAAAGGUUUCCCAGGAAAUCCGUGUCGAUAAAUGGGUGGAAUAUCUCACGUGGCUCUCCCUCAUUCGCACGCGUGCGAGUUCCGUUUGCAUACCUACGCCACUCUCCCUGUGUGAACAGCAGUGAGAGAGGGGCUGUCUCUGCUUCUAUCUUCUCUUACUCUCGAGUGAGAAUUGAAGACGAGAGGAUCAGAGAUAAUGGCGUGCAGCACAUCAACCCUUCAACCCCGCCUCAUCUCUUCCUUCGUUGGGGAUCGUCUCAUUCAUUCAACGGCACGAAAUCCGUUCUUCGGAACUCGACGUGUAUCAAUGCAGUUAUCAAGGACCUUAUCUGGAUUAACAGAUUUCUUAUUCAAUAAAAGAAAUGAUGAUGAUUUGCAAAAUAGCGAGCGUAAACAUCUAAAAUCUGGAAAGGUGUCCCCUCGUUUACCUGUUCCUGAUCACAUACAGAAGCCACCGUAUGUUAAUUCACGACAGUUUCCUGGAAUUGCGAGUGGACAUGAGGUUCAUGAUCAAAAGGGAAUUGAAUGCAUGAGAGCGUCGGGGAGACUUGCAGCACAGGUUUUGGAACAUGCUGGGACUUUGGUCAAGCCAGGUAUAAAGACGGAUGAAAUUGACAAAGCAGUUCAUCAGAUGAUUAUUGAUAAUGGAGCAUAUCCUUCACCUCUUGGCUAUGGCGGCUUUCCAAAGAGUGUCUGUACAUCAGUGAAUGAGUGUAUUUGUCAUGGCAUACCAGAUUCCCGUGCACUUGAGGAUGGGGACAUAGUCAAUAUUGAUGUUACUGUUUAUCUGAAUGGUUAUCAUGGUGACACAUCAGCAACUUUCUUAUGUGGCAAUGUUGAUGAAGAAGCUAAAGCUUUGGUUGAGGUAACCAGAGAAUGUCUAUACAAAGCAAUAUCAAUAUGUGCGCCAGGAGUGGAGUACAAAAGAAUUGGAAAAACAAUACAUGAUCAUGCAGAUAAGUUCCGGUACGGCGUUGUUCGCCAAUUUGUCGGCCAUGGAGUGGGACGUGUUUUUCAUGCUGAUCCAGUUAUUCUUCAUUAUAGAAACAAUGAUAGCGGACGCAUGUUACUGGGUCAGACCUUUACAAUUGAGCCAAUGCUGACAAUGGGAAGCAUCCUUCCCAUCAUCUGGUCUGAUAAUUGGACGGCUGUUACUGAGGACGGGAGCUUGUCUGCCCAGUUCGAGCAUACAAUUCUAAUUACUGAAAAUGGGGCUGAAAUAUUGACCCAGUGCUAAGACCAUGCAAUUGCUGAAGAUGGCCAUCGACCAACUAUCCCUGUUCAAUUCACAUUCCUUUUUGCCAAUUCUUUUGAUAAAAGGCACCAUUGUAAUGUAAAAUUCUAAUUCCUUCUCUUUCAAUGCAAUUACUUGUAUUGGCAUGGUUUAUUAGUGGUGUUGACAUGUUCAAAUAUAAUUGAUUUGUUAGAUGACAGUCGACAUGCAUAAGUUGUAACUGAA
Magnolia sinica is the source of this 1460-nucleotide messenger RNA. RefSeq names its product methionine aminopeptidase 1D, chloroplastic/mitochondrial. The transcript is spliced from 10 exons. Gene Ontology annotation, biological process: proteolysis. The record is from RefSeq and is a predicted model, not a curated record. Bases 198 to 1238 code for a protein of 346 amino acids. Gene Ontology annotation, molecular function: metalloaminopeptidase activity. Lineage: Eukaryota; Viridiplantae; Streptophyta; Magnoliopsida; Magnoliales; Magnoliaceae.